Molecule: messenger RNA, 402 nt
Organism: Cylicocyclus nassatus
Lineage: Eukaryota; Metazoa; Nematoda; Chromadorea; Rhabditida; Strongylidae
Source: the annotation of a GenBank genome assembly
AUGUAUUGGAAAAAGAAGACAAAGCCACCCGAAUUCACUCUGAAGGAUGUGACGAUAGCAAAAGCAUUGCCAUUUCUAUCAGUCACAAUAACUCCAGAUGUGUACCUUAUCACUGGAACUGGCGCGCAAACCAUCGUUCAUAAAAUUGAUAACAAAAGCCCGUUUGCAGUUGUUGUCAAGGUACUUGCUACAGCACCCGCACGAUUCACCAUAUCGAAAAACAAUUUUUUCAUUGAGGGAAACUCCUCAAGUUCAAUACAAAUCAAACUCAAAACCGGUGCCGUGCGAUCUCAUCGCCUUGAUCUUCUGUUCCUUCCCUGUAUAGAUACCCUGAAUCCAAACUGGAAAGCAAAUCCAUGCAUUGCUUUCAAUUCCUCUUAUAAGCCUAUCAUUAGACAUAUA